Molecule: messenger RNA, 1327 nt
Organism: Guillardia theta CCMP2712
Lineage: Eukaryota; Cryptophyceae; Pyrenomonadales; Geminigeraceae
Exons: 7
Coding region: 104-1327 (407 amino acids)
Biological process (GO): proton transmembrane transport
Cellular component (GO): membrane
Molecular function (GO): sodium:proton antiporter activity
Source: RefSeq, a predicted model, not a curated record
AGCAGAAUAGGGUGGAUAUUUCUUUCAAUUUUUUGUCGAGAUCGCUGAAACUUCAAUAAUUCUGGGUGGAGCAGCGACUUUGUGGUCUCACUAAUUACGAAACAUGACGGAGCUUGAGGUUCCAGAGGAGCAGAAGCAGCACGAGUUGCACGGACCAGAGAUUGUCCUCCUCUUCUUGUUCAUCUGUCUACUGAUCGGCUGUGCCUGCCGAUUCAUCUUGGAGGUGAUACACCGGAAGCUCAAGAUCAGAGUUCCUUACUCGGUCGUUCUAUUGGUGCUGGGAGGUAGCUGGGGGGCGCUGGCAUGGAAGAACCUCCAAGACAACGACGGAGAGACGAAGGAGCUCGCAACCAUAUCGUUGACGCUGUGGGCGAAUAUCGACCCGCAUCUCAUCCUCUUCGUCUUCCUCCCCGCCCUGAUUUACGAGUGUGCCAUGGGAACAAACUUCUACGUCUUCUCCAAUCACUUCGGGAGUGCCAUCAUCCUUGCAGGUCCGGGCAUGCUUGUCCAAACGUUCCUGAUCGCGAUAGUCGGGCGCUACAUGCUCCCCUACGAGUGGGGAUGGGCUGAGUCCAUGCUCUUCGGAGGUAUCCUGAGCGCCACGGACCCCGUCGCUGUCAUCGCUCUUCUCAAGGAGCUCGGAGUUCUCCCCGACCUGCGCGUGCUCAUCGAGGCUGAAUCUCUCCUCAACGACGGGACUGCCAUCGUCGUGUACGAGCUCUGCCUCAUGAUCCUUAUCGAGCCCAGCACCAUCGGCAAUUACGUCGCCACAGGGUUCCAGCUGGUGCUGGGGGCUCCUGCCUUGGGGCUCGCCAUGUUCCUUGGGAGCGUCUUCUGGCUGAACAACACCAAAGACCCGAUUCAGGACACCAUCGUCACCGUGUGCACGGCGUACCUUGGCUUCUACGUCGCAGAGAGCGGAGCUGGAGUUUCGGGAGUUCUGACGGUGGUUACGAUCGGCAUCAUGAUGGCAGGGUACGGGAACACAAGCAUCAACACCGAGGAGGCUGCGCACAUGCUUCAUGCCGUGUGGUCCAUCGUUGUCUUCUGCGCAGACACCACCAUCUUCGUGCUUGCUGGUGCGAUCAUCAUUGAGCGAGGCUUCAUCGCAAGAGAAGACGCCUUCUCCGGGUCGGACUGGGGCUACCUGAUCGCACUCUAUCUCUGCCUCCUCGCCAUCCGCGCCUUCAUGGUCGUGAUCUGCUCGCCCUACUUCCGAAACUAUGGGUACGGGCUGCAGAGCCGCACGUGCUCGUGGGAGAAGUUUGUGAAGAACAUGUUCAUCGUCACUUGGGGAGGACUGAGAGGUGAGAGCUUGUUCACAUGA